AGGAUAUAAUGGUAAAAGAAAUCGAUAGCAAAUCUGAUCUAUUGGAAGAGGAAACAAUAUCAAUACCUGCUGAACAUCGUUCAUUUCCUGAUCAAUAUUCAAAUGGUAUACCAACUGUAUUUAUGAAAAAUAAAAAUUUCUAUCAAAAUAAUAAUAUGAAUAAUAAUAAUAAAUUACCAUCAAUGGAUAUAAAUAAUCAAAAUGAAUUAUGGCCAAUGGUACGGCCAGAAUCAUCAAUGAUUAAGACAAUCAAUGUUAAAUGUGAAAAAAAUCAAAUGAAAGUUAAUAUUGAAUUUGAUCGACCAUUUAAUGGUGUUAUUUUUAGCAAAGGAUAUUAUAGCGACCCAAAAUGUAUACAUUUGCCUGCAGGAUCCGGAAAAUUACAGGCAAAUUUUGAAAUCUAUCUUGGAUCAUGUGGAAUGGCAAGUAGUGAAAAAACAAAUCUUCCAGCACCAUCUUCAUCAUCACUGGGUUUAUUUAUUGAAAAUACAAUCAUUAUACAAUAUGAUCCACAAGUACAAGAAAUAUGGGAUCAAGCAAGAAAAUUACGUUGUACUUGGUAUGAUUUUUAUGAAAAAUCAGUUACAUUUCGUCCAUUCAAUGUUGAUAUGUUGGAUGCGGUGACGGCAAAUUUUUUGGGUGAUAAUAUUCAAUGUUGGAUGCAAAUACAAGUUGGUAAAGGACCAUGGGCUAGUGAAGUUGCUGGGAUUGUUAAAAUCGGACAAACAAUGACAAUGGUAUUGGCCAUCAAAGAUGAAGAAAAUAAAUUCGAUAUGUUGGUUCGAAAUUGUAUUGCACAUGAUGGUAAACAUCAACCAAUUCAAUUGGUUGAUGAAUAUGGUUGUAUAGUACGGCCGAAAAUUAUGUCCAGAUUUCAACGAGUGAAAAAUUUCGGUCCAUCCGCAACGGUUGUUUCAUAUGCAUAUUUCAAAGCAUUCAAAUUCCCUGAUUCAAUGAAUGUACAUUUUCAAUGUGUCAUACAAGUUUGUCGUCAUGAAUGUCCACCUGCUAAUUGUGAAGGUGAUGAUUAUGGUAACAACGGUGGUAAAGAUGAUAAUCGAAAAUUUUUAAAUCGUUUUGGUGAAAUAGCAACAACAACCGUAUCAACAAUAUCGCAUCAUGCUAGUCAACAACAACCAUUAUUGCGACCAAAUCAAUCGCUAACAUUGAAUGCAAUUGGUGCUAUGCCCAGAUCGCUUAAUCUAAACAAAUUGAAACGAAAGAAAAAAUCAAUAAAUUCCUAUACAGAUUAUCAAGCUGAUGAUAAUGUUGAUUCUGAUAAAUUAAAUACUUCAACCGAUGUUAAUACGGAAAAAAUAAUUAAGGUUGUUGCACCAGGUGAUGUUGCUUUUUCGUUACCGCUGACCAAUAAUAAUAAUAAUAACGGUAAUGGUUAUGGAUCUAUGGAUAAUUUCAUACCGAUAACCGAUGAAACAAUUAAUGAUUCAACAAGUUUAAUUUGUAUACCUGCAACUGGUUUUAUUAUAAGUAUUGUUUUAUUUACAUUACUUUUGAUGAUUACCUGUGCUGUUACAAUUAUAUUAGUUAUUCGUUUAAAAAAUAUAACAUCAUCUAAUUUAAUUAAAAAACAACAACAACAAUGUUCAAAACAACAUAUUUGUAAUGAUAAUUUACAACAACAACAACAACAACCACAACAAUCGUUACCAUAUUAUCUUACAAUGAAUGUUUCAUAAAUUUGAUUGAUUUUUCAUUUUUCUAUUUUUAUUAAUUAUAAAAAUUGUCGUUGAAAGCCAAAUUAUCAUUGUAAUUGAUUU
Molecule: messenger RNA, 1778 nt
Organism: Dermatophagoides pteronyssinus (European house dust mite)
Lineage: Eukaryota; Metazoa; Arthropoda; Arachnida; Sarcoptiformes; Pyroglyphidae
Source: RefSeq, a predicted model, not a curated record